Belonocnema kinseyi is the source of this 2496-nucleotide messenger RNA. Its product is annotated as scoloptoxin SSD14-like. Bases 545 to 2437 code for a protein of 630 amino acids. The transcript has 11 exons. The record is from RefSeq and is a predicted model, not a curated record. NCBI's taxonomy places the organism in Eukaryota, Metazoa, Arthropoda, Insecta, Hymenoptera, Cynipidae. Gene Ontology annotation, biological process: glutathione catabolic process. Gene Ontology annotation, molecular function: glutathione gamma-glutamate hydrolase. Gene Ontology annotation, cellular component: plasma membrane.
UUAAAAUUAGUAAAGGUCUCUUUAACAAAACUGAUGCUUGUGCGAAUAAAAAUCCUUUCCAUGAUUUUUAAAGUAAUUCGACAAUACUGUGACUCGCUCUCUAUUUUUCUAGAGAUGCAACGAUUUUCUUCUCUGCACAUAUUGGUCCUGUGUUUUUAUUAUUUAAGAAGGAAAAUUAAAAAUAAAUUGGUGGGCUAUUAAUAUAAUCUAAUUUUCUCUAUAAUAGCUUAAGCGAUCAUAUAUGUCAGAUUUAAAAGAAAGCGCCUAUUUUAACCCUUGAAUUGAAUUUGCAAGGGGCGCAAACUCAAAUCGAUUUGACCUCAGCUGUCGAGAAAAUUCGUCUGGGUUUCAGUUCACCAUUUACGCUGACUAAUAUUCAAGCCCAGACACUAUUGUUUUAUUACUAAAGAAGAAAAAAUUGCCACUUUCCAGAAGAUGUAUAACAACCUCUUAAAAAUUUACAAUAAAAAAGAUUAUUUUCGAAAGCAGAAAAUAGAAUGUUCUCUCAAAAUUGUUUGCAAUAAAAAUCCGAUAUAAGAUUUAAAUGAGACAACGCACCUAUAAAAAUUCCCAAAAGAAAAAAAAGAGUAACACAUCUCUUGUAAAAGUGGUGGCUAUGGACAAUUACUCAAGGAACAUUUUUUAUAACAGGUUUAGUCUGCGUUCAAAAAGACCCAUUUUAGCAGCUUUAACUGGAGCAACACUCAUUUUAUUAAUAUUUGCCAUUGUAGAAUUUGCUAUUGGCUACGAUGCAAAUCAAUUAAUUCCACCUGAUCCUGAAAAUCCGCAACCGCCAUCAUGGAGCAAAUUAAGGAUUUUCAAAAGAGGUGCUGUUUGUGCAGAUGGACCACCUUGUGCUUUUAUUGGAAAAUCUAUAUUGGAAAGAAAUGGAUCGGCUGUUGAUGCAACAUUGGCGGCGAUGAUAUGCAAUGGAUUCAUUAAUAUGCAUAGUUUGGGAUUUGGUGGUGGAUUUUUGAUGACUAUUUAUGAAAGAAAUACUGAAAAGGCUUAUUUUCUCGAUGCUAGAUAUUCUGCGCCAGGGGCAGCACAUGAACGCAUGUAUGAUUAUAAACCCGAAAAUGCCUCGAAAACUGGAGGACUAUCAGUAGCUGUUCCGGGAGAACUUGCUGGUUAUUGGGAAGCACAUACCAAAUUUGGCAAAUUACCCUGGAAAGAUUUAGUUCAACCGAGUAUCGAAGUUUGUGAGAAUGGUUACAAUUUAACAAAAUCACAGUACAAAGGACUCCAGGAGGAUAAUUUCAACAUCUACGAUGAUCCUACUUUGAAAGAAAUGUUCAUUGAUCCCGAAACAGGUCAUCUUCGAAAACCUGGUACAAUAAUUAGGCCAAGGAAAUUAUGCGAAACGAUGAGAAUAGUCGCGGAAAAAGGUGCAAAUGAAUUUUAUAAUGGAACUUUGGGUCAAAAUCUCGUGGAAGAUUUGCAGAGAAGAGGAGGUAUAAUCGAGUUCAAGGACCUGAAUAAUUACAGGGCCAAAUGGAGAGAACCGACCAAAACAAGACUUUCUGAUGGGAUCAGAAUAUAUUCUGCAGGUGUACCGGGAGGUGGAGAUAUACUUGCAUUCAUUAUGAACGUUCUUGAUGAAUUUAAAUUUACAAACGAGAGCACAGCUGAUAUAAAUUCGACAGUGAUUACAUUUCAGCGAGUGAUAGAAACUUUCAAAUAUGCAUACGCGUUUAGAACGAAAUUAGGAGAUUCUGAUUUCGUUGAUACCUCUCAAUUGCUAAAUAAUUUAACAUCGAGGGAAUUUUCUCGGCUAUAUUGGUCGAAAAUAAGCAGCGAAAGGACCUGGAAGGAUCCUUCAUAUUACGGGGCUGAAGAUCCCGGAAAUUUUAAUAAUCAUGGAACAUCGCAUAUAUCGGUUCUGGCACCCAAUGGUGAUGCGGUUUCAAUCACUAGUACUGUCAAUCUUUAUUUUGGCAGCGGUAUUGUGAGCGAGAGGACAGGUAUUCUACUUAACAGUGGUAUGGAUGAUUUUGGACUUCCAUCGCGAUUUAGUUACUUCCGAAUUCCUCCCAGUAAAAAUAAUUUUAUCAAACCGGGCAAAAGGCCUUUGUCUUCGAUGUCGCCUACAAUUCUGGUGGAUCCAAAUGGCGAUGUUAAAAUGAUAAUUGGUGCUGCUGGAGGCACGAAAAUCAUCACGGCCAUAACCUUUGUGAUUAUGAAGUACUUGUGGAUGGAAAAUAAUUUGAAAGAAGCAGUGGAUUUUUCGAGAAUUCACCAUCAGUUGUACCCCAUGAAAGUGAUAUACGAAUACGGAGUGCAGAAACAAAUUAUUGAUGGUUUGAAAAAAUUGGGACACGAAACUUUGAGAUAUAAAACUCAUGGCAGUGUUAUUUGUGCCAUUGCGCAACAUAAUAAGUCUAUUUUUGCAAAUUCGGAUUAUAGAAAGAAUGGAGAUGUUUAUGGUUUAGACUGAACAGAAUUUGUUGAUAUUUUAAAUUUAAAUUUUAUUUUUUAAAUCCAUAUUUAUGUUAA